AAGAUGCUUGGAAAAACAUUUUUUUUGGUGCUUUCAGUCUGUUCGCUCAGCGGCUUCGCCGCUUCCGAACCACAAUCUGCGGCCAAACGAGUGCACUUCCCGGAACGUGCUCCUCAGGCGGUGUUCAGUUGGAAUUUCUAUAAAGAAUCGUUGGACCUCUCGAGGAAUGUUGCCUGUUCGCCGUUUACCAUUCGGAUGCUGUUUGCAGCGUUGGAGCAUAUCUCGCCACGAGCUUCGUCGUCCAUUAGAACCCGCUACGAUCAGCAACUGAAGCAAGCGUUAAAUGUUCUCAAUGCCAACAUUAUGAGCGGAAGAUACCGGAAACUGAUACCGAAGCUUAAACAAGAUUCGGCAAUCAAAAUCGAAUCCUUAAUCGCAGCCCUUGGAGAGGGAGAAUUUGCGGGAGUGGUGAAACGUAUAGCGGAACGUUAUCAGCUUUCGUUUGGCAGAUUCGGGAAAAAGAACAAAGAUUGCAUGGCGAGAUCGAUCAAUAGAGCAAUGGGCAAUUUGACCGAUGGAAGGAUGUCGAAUUAUCUGACUAAAUCGGAUUUGGAUUUUGCAAAACAAUUGCUUUUGUUGAACCAGCUGGAGUUCAAAGGAAUUUGGCGGAAACGUUUUGAUGCAGAGUGGAUAGUAACGUGUCCAUUCUAUUUGAAUUCGGAACGUUCCUUGCCCGUCGAGUUCCUCUUUCUGGAAGACUACCUUCCCUAUUACCAUAAUUCUACCGAAGACAUUUCAGCCGUUGAAUUGGCAUUCGAAAAGAAAAGUCUCUUUUCCUGUUUGUUAAUUAAACCGAUCGCGGGCGGUUUGGAGCAAUUAAUUCCAAAACUAAAUCACAGAGUGUUUCGUGAAAUUUACAACAAUUUGCGCCGUGGUAGCAAAGUAACCGUACGGGUUCCGAAGUUUGCCAUUAACAGCAAAAUUAAUGCUAGGUCUGUUUUAAUAAAAAUGGGUUUGAGUUUACCAUUCAGUGAUGAUACCUACCGUUUGUACGACGGUAACGGGAGAGUUCCCCUGGAUGACGUAAUUCAAAGGACAUCCUUUACUUUCGGAGAACAAGGAGAAGAAGAUGCACCGCAAAUUCUAGAUAGGGUAAUGCCAGACACUUUCUCCGCCCAUCAACCAUUCGUGUUUGUCGUAUUUGAACGAGCCACGGGAGUACCGAUUGUGAUGGGUCACUAUGUGCAACCGGAACAGUCGGAAGUGUCAUCAUCGGAAGUCAACCCCAUGCGGUGCGACAAUCCUCCCAGAGGAUUUUAAACCUGUGACCGAAUCAUGUUUGUUAUGGAUAUUCUAAUAAAACUAACUGGUACAAUGAAA
This is a messenger RNA of Sabethes cyaneus, 1320 nucleotides long. RefSeq names its product serpin B5-like. The record is from RefSeq and is a predicted model, not a curated record. NCBI's taxonomy places the organism in Eukaryota, Metazoa, Arthropoda, Insecta, Diptera, Culicidae. The transcript is spliced from 3 exons. Bases 4 to 1260 code for a protein of 418 amino acids. Gene Ontology annotation, molecular function: serine-type endopeptidase inhibitor activity.